AGCCUGUAUUCUAGAAUCUUGUCCCCCUAUGUCCUCGUGGUUCUAGCAUCCCACCACAAUUCCAGACCACGCACUCGGGACCCGGAAGGGUUAGCUGCUGCUCCCGAACGGGGCCGGCUUGCUCAGGUUCCGCUGUCGGUCUCGCGUCUAUGCGGCCGCCACGAUGCGGUGGGUGGACCGGCUAGCUGUGCUCUUCUUCCCACAAGGCAUGGUGCUCACCGCCGCUGCCCUGAUGAUCUUCUUUAUACACCUCGGAGUCCUUGCCAGCGAUGUGCACAACUUCUACGUCACCCACCGCUACGACCGCAUGAGCUUUCAAUACACGGUGGUCCUGAUGUUCUCCCAGGUGAUCAGCAUCUGCUGGGCCGCCAUGGGAUCACUCUACGCUGAGAUGACAGAUGACAAGUUUCUUCGGUGCUUUGCCCUGACCAUCCUGAUCCUAAACGGAGUCAUGUUCUUCAACCGCCUGUCCCUUGAGUUUCUGGCCAUCCAGUACCGGCAGGAGAACCACUGAGGCCUGAGGACUGGCCUGAGAAAGGGGAAGGAAAAGGCGGCUUCGGUGUUUUAAUAAAGUCUGUCAUUUA
This is a messenger RNA of Lontra canadensis (Northern American river otter), 584 nucleotides long. RefSeq names its product transmembrane protein 262 (gene CATSPERH). The transcript has 3 exons. NCBI's taxonomy places the organism in Eukaryota, Metazoa, Chordata, Mammalia, Carnivora, Mustelidae. The record is from RefSeq and is a predicted model, not a curated record. The coding region runs from base 164 to 514 and encodes 116 amino acids.